Messenger RNA from Ficedula albicollis (Collared flycatcher), 1920 nucleotides. RefSeq names its product solute carrier family 7 member 9 (gene SLC7A9). Gene Ontology annotation, molecular function: L-amino acid transmembrane transporter activity. Gene Ontology annotation, biological process: amino acid transmembrane transport. The record is from RefSeq and is a predicted model, not a curated record. Gene Ontology annotation, cellular component: membrane. The coding region runs from base 340 to 1821 and encodes 493 amino acids. The transcript is spliced from 14 exons. Lineage: Eukaryota; Metazoa; Chordata; Aves; Passeriformes; Muscicapidae.
UUGUAACUGGCUGGGAAACCUAACAAGAGAAGCACACUUGACAAGGAUUCCUGGACCCGAUUAACCCCAAAGAAAUAUAAAUAAAUAAGCAGAUACUUCCAUCUCCAGGGAACUGAGACAAGCUCUAAUUCAGUGAAGAAUGGAAAGAAGGUCUUCUAGAUAAGAAGAAAGCAGACUGGCUUUUGGGAGGAAGGUAAAAUCCGUCGGAAUUUGGAGGAGUUCAAAGGAAGGACUGGCUAUAGAAUCUUGAUUGUUCCAGUAAGGAAACCUGGAACCGAAUGUAAUCUGGGACAGAAGACACAGACGUUCCCUUGCCAGAAAUUUCAACAAGAAUAACAAAUGGGUGAAGAAAGCUUGAAGAAAAGAAGAGGAGUGGACAAAGGAAGAGAGGACAGACAAUCCAUCCAGAGCCAUGAACCCCAAACGAUGAACCUACAAAAGCAGGUGGGCCUCGUUAGUGGCAUCUGUAUGAUUGUUGGUACAAUUAUUGGCUCAGGUAUCUUCGUUUCUCCAAAAUCAGUGCUUGCCAAUGUUGAAGCUGUGGGUCCUUGUUUAAUUGUCUGGGCAGCCUGUGGAGUUCUGGCAACACUAGGUGCACUUUGUUUUGCUGAGCUUGGCACAAUGAUCACAAAGUCUGGGGGAGAAUAUCCUUACCUCAUGGAGGCAUUUGGCCCAAUUCCAGCAUUUUUGUUUUCUUGGACGAGCUUACUGGUCACAAAACCCAGCUCAUUUGCAAUCAUCUGCCUCAGCUUUGCAGAAUAUGCAUCAGCUCCUUUUUAUCCAGGUUGUGAUCCACCCCAAGUUGUCAUCAAGUGUCUUGCAGCAGCUGCUAUUGUGGUAAUCACAAUUGUGAAUUCAUUGAGUGUGAAGCUGGGAAGUUACCUUCAGAAUUUUCUCACAGCUGCUAAAAUGAUCAUUGUCACGAUCAUUAUUGUAAGUGGAAUUGUUCUCCUUGCACAAGGAAAAACUGAAAACUUCAAAGAUUCUUUUAAGGACAGUAAAAUUUCUGUUAGCUCCAUCAGUUUGGCAUUUUAUAAUGGACUCUGGGCAUAUGAUGGAUGGAAUCAACUCAAUUACAUCACAGAGGAACUUAAAAAUCCUUACAGAAAUCUACCACUGUCUAUAAUUAUUGGGAUCCCCUUGGUUACAGUUUGUUACGUUCUGAUAAACAUUUCCUAUUUCACCGUGAUGACUUCAACAGAACUUCUGCAGUCCCAGGCAGUUGCUGUGACAUUUGGAGAUAGAGUCCUUUAUCCAGCCUCUUGGAUAGUUCCUCUCUUUGUGGUAUUUUCGACCCUUGGAUCUGCCAAUGGCACCUGUUUUACUGCAGGCAGACUUGUUUAUGUUGCAGGUCGUGAAGGGCACAUGCUAAAGGUUCUGUCUUACAUUAGUGUUAAGCGCCUGACACCAGCACCUGCUAUCAUAUUUUAUGGGGCCAUUGCUAUUAUUUAUAUUAUUCCUGGUGACAUUGAUACACUCAUAAAUUACUUUAGUUUUGCAGUAUGGAUAUUUUAUGGUUUAACUGUGCUUGGAUUAAUUGUUAUGAGGUUUACAAGGAAGAAUCUCCAGAGACCCAUCAAGAUACCCAUCAUCAUUCCUGUCAUAGUGACACUGAUCUCAAUUGUGCUGGUAUUGGCACCAAUCAUCAGUGCCCCUGAACUGGCCUAUUUGUACUGUACUUUAUUUAUACUCAGUGGACUUAUUGUUUAUGCACUUUUUGUUCAUUUAAAAUUCGACUGGCCACAAAAAAUUUCAGAUCCCAUCACCAUGCACCUCCAGAUGCUUUUGGAAGUUGUUCCAGAAGAGGAAGUUACUGAAUGAAGUAUUUUAUACCCACCAGGUUGUUUUUAAGUGCUGUACUGGUUGAAGUAGAUUCAAUUUAGUUUGGCACACAUGUAAAUUGCUAUGUUUGUACUGGUG